Tuber melanosporum (Perigord truffle) is the source of this 2248-nucleotide messenger RNA. RefSeq lists its product as uncharacterized. Gene Ontology annotation, biological process: SNARE complex assembly. Bases 112 to 1902 code for a protein of 596 amino acids. The record is from RefSeq and is a predicted model, not a curated record. The transcript is spliced from 9 exons. Gene Ontology annotation, cellular component: lytic vacuole; endosome; phosphatidylinositol 3-kinase complex, class III, type II. NCBI's taxonomy places the organism in Eukaryota, Fungi, Ascomycota, Pezizomycetes, Pezizales, Tuberaceae. Gene Ontology annotation, molecular function: SNARE binding.
ACACACACAAGUAACGGAGACGGUGAACUCUAUACCUAUCCCUCCCACAACAACACUAAUUUGCCCAUCCUGUCUUCAACUACUACCACAGCGCUCCUUAAAGGCACUAUCAUGCCAUCCGAUAGCGAUGGCCUGAGAACCCUAAACAUAGAUUUCGCACUGGGAAUCGGAACCACCCCCCGCGAGUGCCCGCUGCUACUACCAUCCGGCAGAAAACUCCGCCACCUAACCGGUAUCGCCCUCCGAAACCUCACUACCUCGGUGCAGAAAGCGCAAUCUACCCGCGUCACAAAGUCCUCUGACGACGACGCUUUGGCCGGAGCAUGGAAGUCGGCGGGGAAGCGACCGGUGCAGGUUGAGGGAUUGGCUGGUGGCAGUAGCAGUAGUAGCGGUGGGGGACUGAUUCAUGCAAAGUCCGAGAUGGACCUCACGAAGGCGGAUGUGGACAUGGAAGUUGGCGUUGAUGUCAGGUCCGGUGGACGGCUACGGCGCCGGAGCAUGAGGGGAAAUCCACUGGGUCUGGAGAGCCCAAUGACAAGGCAGAAGAGGCUUGAGGAUGUUGCGGCAGGGAGAAUGGCGGACGUGUUCUUUUCGUUACAUGUUGGGGAUCGAGUUGGUAGUGGUGAGGAUCCGAUCUAUAUCAGUGAGGUUGUGUCAAAAUCUAUGAAUCCGAGCUUUCAAUUCUUUGAGUUGUCGCAUAGUGGGCCGCACGUUUCCAGGUUGGAUAAGGUUACUGUAAAGAUAUGGGUCGGCACUCAGUCGCAAUUCCGGCUAAUCCUCGAGCUGAACAUCGCGCUCUCGGCUCUGCAGUUUAUUGGUAAAAAUUUGGAGAACUUUAGACACCCAUUUCCUACAAAUUCCGUCAUAUUUUUCCUAUCGGAUGGGAUCUAUACUACUUUUAUGGACAUGCCGCUCUCUUCCCCCGCUUCGCACAGGGAGCUGCCAAUUCGUGGACAUGCGUCGUCGGCUUCACCCACCGCCUCCUAUGACGCGAUAAUGAAACUCAACAACCUAGAAGACUGCAUCCAAGAUGCCGAACAAACAAGCGCUAAAGUCUCUGACCAGAUAAACGCAAUCCUAGAGCGAGAAUCCAGUUCAAUGUCACUCCUUCGAGAAGCCUCCCAAGCACGGGAGUCCAGGAAAACACUACAGGGUUAUUUGGCCUUGGAGAAGAAGCGCCUGAACGCAGCGAUAAGGAAGCGAGAAUCUCUGCGGCAAAGCUUACAGGUGCGUCGCGAGGCAAUGGCGGCUGGGCGGGAGGCGCAAAGGACAGGAGAGAACUAUCUUAGGGAAGCGGCCGUCGGCCUCGAGCGUUGCAAGAAAGACCUAGGAGAGACUAAAAAGGGAAUAGAAACCCAACGCCGGCGUAUAGUGGAAGAUUUACAAACGGUCUACCCAGUCGAGCCUGUACCAAACCACCCCCUAAGCUUCACCAUCCGCUCCCUCCCACUGCCAAACUCACACCACGAAGACGCGGACGCAGAUGCCAUCUCUGCCGCGCUCGGCUACGUCGCGCACGUCGCCUACCUCCUCUCCUUCUACCUGGGAACGUACCUGCGAUAUCCGCUACAGCCACAGUGCAGCAACUCCUUCGUGCGCGACCCCAUCUCCGUCAUUGCUGGCGCGCGCACAUUCCCGCUGUGGGUGAAGGGGAGCGUCUAUUUCCGCUUCGAGUAUGCAAUCUUUUUGCUAAACAAGGACCUCGAGCAGUUGAUGAGUUCGCAGGGACUGUGGGUCAUGGAUAUCCGACAUACGUUGCCGAAUUUGAAGUAUUUGUUGUUGUUUCGGUGGGGGGGGGGAGGUUAUGCCGGAACGAACAAGGCCCUCAUCACCCUUCGUAAAAUUACUCUCCCGGAAGUCCUCCGAGAUUGGCUCUCCUUCCGCUGCUAUUCCUACCGCUAAUGACACCAAUACUUCACCCUCAUCCGCUACUCCCGCCAUUCCUGCCACUCCCGCCGCUGCAUCUGUCCCCGCGGUUGACAAAGGCAAGAAGGUACUCUCGGUAUCAGGAUUGAUCGAUGAGGCGGUAUCAGGAUUGACCGAUGAGGCGGAGGUUAAUGAAGAUGGUGGGAAAUGAGUUUGUUGCCGCAAUAUCGUGGUGUUAUUCCUUCUCUCUUUUUUCUCUUUUUUCUCCUUUUCCACAAUUGCUAUGGGGUAUUGAAAGCGUCUCAAGUUAGCGGGUUAAAUGGCGUUUGCUUUCGUUUUGCGAUCACAAAAUAGAUUUCGGGGAUAUGGUUGGGUAAAGUUU